Phymastichus coffea is the source of this 4522-nucleotide messenger RNA. RefSeq lists its product as uncharacterized. Bases 518 to 1444 code for a protein of 308 amino acids. The record is from RefSeq and is a predicted model, not a curated record. The transcript is spliced from 7 exons. Lineage: Eukaryota; Metazoa; Arthropoda; Insecta; Hymenoptera; Eulophidae.
UGCGUUUCGCUCCAUACUUUCAAUCCUGUAAUAUAACCUCGUGCAAAGUAGCUCAAGGCUUCGUAUACCCCCAUGUGUCGAUUGUGAAAACUCUUGUUGUAUGUAUAUUAUCAAGAUACAUCGUUUAUCUAAGGUAGCCGUCGUCGGUCAGAAAAAGAGGGGCGCAUCGAAGCGCUGGAAAAAAGGGGCGAGCGCAGCGUGUUGUGUCCGCGAGUCAGUAGUGUUAGUUAUGAACUGGUUAAGAAGAGCGACUUCCGCUCGAACGGGCCAACCGAAGCAGGAGCAGCAACAGCAGCAACAGCAGCAACGUCGUCGUCUCUUUGUAUGCUGAAAAGGGGACCGCCGUCGUAGAUAGAGAGUCUGGCACAGAGAGCGCUUUUCUCGAGAGAUCACUUAUCGGCUGCUACUGCUGUUGAAGAAGGAGGAGGAGGAGGAGAAGGGCAUCUGGCAAUCUUUAUCCGCUUUUGACUCCUCUUGCAACUCUCUCUCUCCCCUCCUCUCUCUCUCUCUCUCGGCCAUGGAUUGGCUCUUUUGCAGGGUUGCCACCCUGGCUAUUGCCCUUCUGCUGCUUGCCACCACCAAAAGGAUUGAUGGACUGAGAAUGAUGGAAUUAGUGAUACCUCAACACGUGGUACGUGGACAAAACGUGAGACUCGAGUGUAACUUCAAUCUGGACAACGUGAUACUUUAUUCAGUCAAGUGGUACAAAGAUGGCAACGAGUUUUAUCGCUUUGUGCCCAGAGAGAAGCCACCCGUUCUGGUGUUCCCUCUGCCUGGCGUUACCGUCGAUAUCCACAACUCGACCGAGAGAUCUGUAGUGCUGAAUUCGGUGAAUCUCAUGAGCUCCGGUCGAUACAGGUGCGAGGUGUCGGCUGAGGCGCCUGCCUUUCAAACUGUCUCCGAUCACUCCGACAUGCUCGUUGUUGCACUACCAGAAGAAGGGCCCGUCAUAAAUGGACGACAAGGCAGGCAACGCUACCAAGUUUCCGAUGUCGUGCGGUUCAAUUGUACGUCCGCAAAGUCCAAACCCGCUGCGAUGCUUAGCUGGUUCAUCAAUGGCGAGCCGGUGGAUCAGCCCUUAUUGCGAGGACCGUUUAUAACGGAGGUGGACCGCGAGGGCCUGGAGACGACGGUAUUGGGUUUGGAGUUUCGGAUACGGGAUAAGCACUUCAAGCGAGGCGACAUGAAGAUAAAGUGCCUCGCCACCAUUGCCUCGGUCUACUGGAAAAGUAACGAGCUCAGCAUCGAGGGCUAUCGAGCCGAGCAGAAUCGUGCCCCGGUCAUGGAAAGCCGCGAGACCAGACCACAGGGUCACACGCGAGCUGAACACAUAUUGGCAGGCAGCAGCAGCAGUAACAGCAGUGGCAACCAGCCGAGGAUUUUCAUAUCCGGCCUCUCGCUGCUGAUCGUUAGCAUCUACUCUUCGCUACAACAACUACUGUAAGAACGGGCGAUAUAUACAAGAGGAAGCUGUAUGCUAAGUCGAGUGAAACUUUGUUGCAAAAUUAUCUCACCGUUCGAGCAAAACAAAUAAAAAGACUUUGUACGUGUGAAAGUGAGUGAUUCGACGAUGCAAAUACACAUAUACACAUACACAGAGAAUGCGAGAGUACUAUACGUAUUAUGUAUAUUUGAACGUUAUUUAUAUUUUUAUAUGCCUAGUCGAAUGUGAAUACAAUUCUGCGAGAUAUUUGGAGAAUGAUAGGGAGAGAGAGACAGAGAGAAAGUUUCCGAUUGAGUGAAUUUUCUAGUUUUUUUUUCCGGAGUUCUCCUUGGUGAAUAUGGCUUUUGAUCAAAGUCUGUUUUUAUUUGUUGAUUGAGAGAGGUAUAUAGUAAUGAAUGGAGCUUUGCUUUUUCGAAACCAAUAGAGAUACCAGACUUUGAUAAACCCACGAAUUAAAGAUCUGGUACAAGUUUUUUUCUUUUUUUAAUAAAGAACCAUACUACUCGGAAAAAGUUCUUUCUAUAAAAGAUUGAUGGCAUGCAAUAAUUGAAAAAUUCAAUAUUCAUUGCGGAAACUUCGGAAAGAGUUCGUGGAUUGCACCUAUGAAGCAAUUGAUGGAUAUUUCAAGUUUGCGAUACACAGUUGAAACGUGGAUUUUAAAAUAAACAAUGUUAACCUGUCAAUAUCUUUUAACAGUGUCUAUAUACAGUGGCGUGCGUAAGUUUCUGGCUAAAACAAUUAUUUAAAAUUAAAAAUUUUGCAGCUCCGUUUAAAAUUGUCGUUGAAUAUUUUAAUAAAAAAAUAAAAAAAAUAAAAAAUUUUAAUAAAAAAUACCGGCGGGAUAUAAAGGGUAUUGCUUUACUCUUCAAAAUGAGUCUAUGUGCGUUCUUCUACGAUCAUUUUAGACGGAGCUGCAAAACUUUAAAUUUUAAAUGAUUUUUUUUGGACAGAAACUUAUGCACGUCGCUAUGUAUAUAUAUAACAAAUAACAAGAAGUCUUCGCGUUAUAAAUUAUGAACGAUGAGACUGUGAUAAAUAGUUCAGAACAUAAUUUCAUGCAACGAAGAAUUUUCAGAACAUUCAUGCAAAUACAAUAUUUUUUGUCAAACAUAGAUUCCAAUGAUUUCAACAGUGUAUCAUGAAAUAUAUAUAAUGCCAAAUUAAUUACUUCGUUACAUAUAUAAUAUAGUUAUUUUAAUAACGAAAGAAAAUUGUAAGAAAUCGAUCAUUUUAAUGAGUCACUGUAUAAAUAAAAGUCAAAUAUUUGCCUUGAGAUAUAUAGAAAUGCUUGUUCAUUGUUUGCCUCAGUGCAUGUCAAAUUUAUCGACUUCACGAAGAUAAAAUACUCAUCAUUAAAUACUGAUAUUGUUCCGCACAUUUUCACAACGUUGACACUCUUAAACUAUGUGGAUUCAAGACAAAUGUUAUUGAGCAAAAAAUCAUUUAUCUAUAUGUAGCACUGAACUCCAUGAAUUAUACUAAACUUUCUAUACUAACUUUCACUUUGAACUUAUUAAUUCUAGCAUCCAAAUAAAAUUUGUAUAGUGCUCGAGGUAUUAAAAAUCUAAUUGAAAAGUAAUUUAUGCUGUAAAAUUGAUGAUCAAAUAAUGACCUAAAAAUAACCAUUUCUUUUAAUUUAUUUUUCUAUGAUAAAAAAACCUUUCUUCCAAUUCAUAUUUAUAAUUGAAUAAUUCUCAAUAUGAGUUUACUAGGAAAAAAAAAUUAAUAAAUAAAAGCUGUACUUGUAUUGAACCAUGUUGAUAAAGUAGAUUAUAAAUGUAAUUUACAAUGCACUGAAGUGAACAUGUUCAAAUCUAAAGGUUUAUUAAAGAAAGAACUAAAUUUCAUUUCACUUGGUAUGCUGCGUAUAAAACACAUUCGGUGCGCAGAAAAAUCCAAUCGAAUUGGAGCGUAUUUAACUAUAGACAUAUCAACGUAUGUACAUAUUAUUGUAAGUUUCAAAUAUGCCGUAAACAGUUUUUUUAUUUGAAUUUUAAACAAGAAGCCUAAUUAUUGUAGGCAUCUUCCAAAAAUUGUAAAAAGUAGAUACACUUUGUUUAUUUAUGUUUCAUUUUACGAAUGUAUAAAAUUAAUAUCACUAUAAGUCCUUUUUCUUUAUGGCUUUAUUGAAAAUGAUAUUGAUAUCAAUAGGUAACAAUUAUUUUUUUAUAUCAAGGUUGACGAAAUAUCGGAAUGAAAAAAUAUGCAUCGUAAAUGAACAAAGUGUAAUUCUUUCAAAAGUAAAACAUUUCUCGCAUUUAGAUCUUUAAAAUAGUAUCAAGAGAUAAUAAUUAUCUAUGUAUAAAUAAUGUUCCGAACUUGCAGAGGACGAAUUGUUCCAUCAUUUCGUGGACUAAAAGAUGAUAAGAAAAUAAUUUACUAAAAGAAGAUAAAUAUUAUGAAGAAAAUAAAAAUUUUUAUCGAUACUAUUGAACUAUUACCUGCAUUAUUGUGACAUUACGUUUUUGAUGAUAGAUGCUUCAAACUUCGAUAAUCUUUAUCUAUAAAAAAUUUAUAAAAUCGAUCCAUUUUCCUUCCUCAUUCGUGACUGAAUUUUUCAAAUCACUGCCAGAUUCGUAAUAUUUAAAAGUCAAUAAUUCUAGUCUGAAAAAACAUUGCAUUUUUAUAUGCUAUAUAGAAACCAAAUCUUAAAUAUGAAUAAUGUGAAAAAACAGUAGUGUUCAGCGUUUUAAACGCAUGCAAAAAUCACUAGAACACAGUUCCAAUUUCAUAAAAAUUGAUUUUAUUAUUAUCAUUGUAAAAAGUACCAAUUUAUAAUAUAAUUCAAUCAAUCCACAUAUUAAUUUUGUUAUACACUAUAGAUUUGCACGAUUGUCAUUUAUAAAAAUAUACGUGAUUUGCACUUCAAAGAACAGCAUCAAUUGUACAGAAAUAUUAUCUUAUACAAUUGUUGUGUCAUCACAAAAACUUUAUGUUAAUAAGUUUUGCUCACUAAUCUAGUCGAUACAAGAAGAUUUAGGCAUAAUUCAUAAUGUUUAUUAUGAAUAUAAUUUAUAGAAACAUAUACUACUUUAAGAUUUUCAACUUAACAUUCCUAUUUGUUAAAUAAUAACAAAA